CAAUGUCAGUGCUAUUUAGUUCUUCGACGGAGGUGUUCGCAAUUGCGAAUUUCGCUCCAAAUACGCUGCAAUAAAAUGCUGAAUUACCUGAGGAUCGCAUCGUGGCUAGUCACGUGCCUGCUGCUGCUCUCUUUGCUUGUCUCGCCGAGUACAGCUGAUGUCAAUGGCGCAGUUUCACCAAUCAUUGGUGUACUCGCCCAAGAACUGUAUCCGGACAGUUUGACUGUUACCCACUUCAAUGGCACCAGUUAUAUUGCGGCCUCCUAUGUCAAGUUUGUGGAGGGCGCCGGUGGUAGAGUGGUUCCCAUUUGGAUCGGACGCAAUCGUAGCUACUAUGAAGAUGUGAUACACAAAAUUAAUGGUAUACUGUUGCCUGGCGGUGGAACGUGGUUCAAUGAGACCAAUGGCUAUGGAGAUGCUGGCGAGCAUUUGAUCGAAAUAGCCAAGGAGGUGAACGACAAUGGCACCUUCUUUCCCGUGUGGGGCACAUGCCUGGGCAUGGAACUGCUCGUCCUGAAGAUGGCAAAUGGAACGGAGACACGCAGCAGUUGCCAAGCACGUGGGAUGGCCCUGCCACUGGAGUUUAAGUCGGACCACAACCAGAGUCGGCUCUUUGGUGGUGCCAGUGAGGAUCUGAUUACAAAACUCUCCGUUGAAAAUGUGACCUAUAACUAUCAUCAGUGGUGCUACACGGAGCAGAGUUUUGAGGUGCCACCAUUAAAUAACUCAUGGCGCAUUAUAUCAUUAAAUCACGACUUGAAUGGCAUUGAAUUCGUAUCCACCAUUGAGCAUCUGAGGUAUCCCUUUUAUGGCGUACAGUUCCAUCCAGAGAAGGCGCUCUACGAGUUUGUCAGUGCGAAAGUGCCACACACCCCGUCGGCGGUGCAGAGUGGCCAGUAUUUUGCUGAUUUUUUCAUUAGCGAGGCGCGUCGCAAUCCGCAUGUCUUCAAAAAUGCCACAGAACAGGCACAAUCUCUGAUUUAUAACUACAAGCCGGAGUAUACAGCACUGGUGGGCUCUAGCUAUAUUCAGCAAUAUGUGUUUGGGGAGAUUCCAGAAAUUCCAGAUGAGGGUGAACCGGAUGAUGAUGAACCUUAUGGCUCACGUCCAGACUACUAUCCUCCUUACUAUUAUCCCAAUCCUAAUCGUAAUGGCGCCGUAUCGAUAUCCAUGGGAUUUGGCCUGAUUUUCGCUACAGUGUUCAAUUUGCUUUUUUAGAUAAGGGUAAUUUUAAUCUGUAUGAAUUUUGAAUAAAUGAAUUACAUUUUGUCUUUGAA
Messenger RNA from Drosophila grimshawi, 1277 nucleotides. RefSeq names its product gamma-glutamyl hydrolase (gene l(3)72Dp). The transcript is spliced from 4 exons. Gene Ontology annotation, biological process: tetrahydrofolylpolyglutamate metabolic process. The record is from RefSeq and is a predicted model, not a curated record. Lineage: Eukaryota; Metazoa; Arthropoda; Insecta; Diptera; Drosophilidae. Gene Ontology annotation, cellular component: vacuole. Bases 76 to 1218 code for a protein of 380 amino acids. Gene Ontology annotation, molecular function: gamma-glutamyl-peptidase activity.